GAUAACUCUUAAUGUGAUAUUUUAUUGACAGUUUGCUGUUUUUACCGUAUAUUUUCUCCUCACAGAAUGAUUUGCGGUGUAUUUGAGUUUAUUUUGUUAUAGGUAUUUACCUGAGAAGAAUGACUGCUAUACUUGUGUAAAUGAUAUUACACAAAUCUUGUUAUGAUAUCACCACAUGUCAUGAAUGCAGCGUCAUCUAUAUGAGGUAUUCUUUUCAAUCAAAGCCGUGUUUCAAUACAGGAAAUUAUGAGAAAAUCGUUUGGGCUCUCGCUGCCUUGUCAGAAGCAUAUUAAAACUUGCAUUAUCUGUUUAGUAGCUUUCUUUGUUAUAGAAAGCAUUCUAUUUAAUACAAUAUUUCUCUAUAUUAUCUGGAACCUGCGUGCAUCUUUCAAUGAUGUUAUAAAAGCACCUGGUGAGACGUUUCUUGACAAGCUGGCCGUUAAUCCAUUCUUUGCCAGCUUAGUUUAUUCAGGAAAAGAAGGUGGAUUUGCGAAACUUCUUGAAAAUACAGUUGGUAGGGUGUAUAUAGAGUCUAUAGAGAAUUAUAAUGUAAAGAGAUCCAGGAAAGGAGUUUCUCAUAUUCGUGACAGCAGUUCAAAUUCACGGCAUACUAUUAAUAGAUUAGGUGUUGACGUUUCAUCAUCAGGAGAGACUAUGUAUAUUCUUGAAAGAAUUCAUAAUCUGGGAGUUAAUAGAACGAACUGGGAGAAACUGGUAAUAGACAUAGGAGCUAAUGAUGGGCUCUUGUCAAGCAAUUCAUAUAACUUUAUUCGCUGGGGCUGGAGUGCAAUCUUGGUAGAACCUCAGAGUUACCAGCUAGAUAUUGCAAAGAGAAACUUGCAUGGGUAUAUAAAGCAGCAUAUAGAUCAGAAAGUAUAUUUUGUAAAUGCUGUUCUGAGUAACUAUGAUGGAACAGCCAAGUUUAAACUUUCCUCGGAUAUUGUUGCUAUGGAAAGUCAUGUGAUCACUGAUCCUAGGGAGCCAGGUGUAGUAACGGAAAUCCGGUGUUACUCGGUGAAAACUUUUGCAACCAAAUUCAACGUUCCGACCAAUUUUGGUAUUCUAUCAAUAGAUGCAGAAGGGCUAGGUAGUACGAUAUUACAUCAGUGGAUCAGGCUAGGGUAUAGACCAAUGUAUAUUAUACAUGAAGACCUUCAUGACCCGGAGGACGUCUUGGAAACAACUCGUAAACUUAAGAUAGCAGGGUAUGAUUUCCUUACCAAACGUGGCUGGAACAAUAUCUAUGAGUAUAAUCCGAGAAAUAGUUAAAAGUGAAAGUUGAAUUGCUUUAAUGGGUGUAAAUGUCCCAAGUAUACACUGCAGGUAGUCAAAAUAUAUUGAUGUGCCAAAGCUUGAUUCUGAGAUAUUUUCGUUCUGGGGCAGAAUCUCGCUUUUAGAGGCGAGAUAUUGCCCAGACAAGAAAAUAGCACAGUAUCUCCUUAUGCAGUAUAAUUAGUUGGACUAACACUGCAGGGCUGGCAGAAAUCUCAUUUUGACAUUCUUGUCCAUAUGAUAUUUAUAUAUGUAGAGGCUGUGCGACAACUUGGGCAAUACGGACAAUUGAUUUUGCUACCCGAGUAGUUACACAGAUACUGUUUACAGGGAUUUACCAGUUGUUUUUUUUUGAGGAUUUGAAACAGUUGUUGAAUAUAUGCCUUUCUUUCAAUUGAAAAAACUGUAAAAAAAAUCCCAGUUAUUUCUAACAAAAAUUUAUAGAUUUC
This is a messenger RNA of Ruditapes philippinarum (Manila clam), 1721 nucleotides long. RefSeq lists its product as uncharacterized. NCBI's taxonomy places the organism in Eukaryota, Metazoa, Mollusca, Bivalvia, Venerida, Veneridae. The transcript has 4 exons. Bases 247 to 1269 code for a protein of 340 amino acids. The record is from RefSeq and is a predicted model, not a curated record.